Metopolophium dirhodum (rose-grain aphid) is the source of this 1937-nucleotide messenger RNA. Its product is annotated as fer-1-like protein 6. Bases 140 to 1909 code for a protein of 589 amino acids. Gene Ontology annotation, biological process: plasma membrane organization. The transcript has 13 exons. Lineage: Eukaryota; Metazoa; Arthropoda; Insecta; Hemiptera; Aphididae. Gene Ontology annotation, cellular component: membrane. The record is from RefSeq and is a predicted model, not a curated record.
UAUAUUACUGAACUUGAACAGAACAGAAUUAAAUUGGAACAAGAAAUAUUCGACAAUAAACGUAUAUCCUCCGUUAUGCCCAAUUAUAAUAUUUAAAUUUAUUUUAUCUGGAAAAAUCGUGGCCAGCAAAGUGAUAUCCAUGCAUGAUUUCAUAGGAAAAGAUGGACUCCCGUGUUUUGGUCCAGCUUUCUUGCAUUUUACCACAAUGGAAACUCAACAAUAUUUUGGCAGGAUACUAUUAUCUGUUGAAACUGAUUUAGUACCACCAGAAAUUGAAAAUGUUAACAGAUUGCAAAUUGAUGAUACAGAUUCAAUUCUUGACGAGGACUUAAUGUACAUCCGAAUUAUAAUAUUUUGUGUUAUAUUGAGUGUUAACCAAGUGCAUAAAAAUCUCACCAGAUCAAAAAGUAUGACAAUAUCAAUGGAUUAUGGUGAAUAUAAUUUAGUUACGGAAAGUGAAAAACACGUAGAGCUAAUGAACAUACAGACACCAAAAUACGAUGUAGUGAGCUUAGAAAAUAAUUUUAAUAAAUUAUUGAUUGAAGAAGAUAGAAAACCAUGUCUAUUUUUGGUUACAAAUUUACCAAGUAUUGAAUAUUACUCAAUGUUUUCUAUGAAUUUAUUAACUAAGACUAUUAUUAAUAUGCCGUAUUAUGGGCCACCCAAUAUUUUCCUAAAUUUACGUAAUGGUAAACAAAUUGUAUCAAGAUGUCAAAUUCAAACAAGACACUUUUUGUAUUCUAAAAUUUCAGAAUGUAAAGGACAAUUUUGUAAACGAAUUCGACCUUGGUUUUUGGCAACUGAAAAAAAAGAAAACGUAUUCGAUGGAAUUAUGGAAACUAUAUUUUGGAUAGGACCAUACGAUGAUUUCAAUGAGGGAAUAAGAACAAUUCCAGGACUUCUAUAUAAUAAUUGUAAUGAUCAGCCUUGCUCACAAUAUAAUUUCAAAUUAUAUGACAAAACACUCUUACAAAUCAAAGCACAUAUAAGUCAAGUUGCUCUAACCGAAAAAUGUUACAAAAAAUACAGUCGGUUAAAUUUAAUGGCACGAAUAAUUUUUAACGGGCAUUCAAUGAUAACCGAAGCAAUCCCCUCAAACGUGUCGACGUCAUGGAAUGUAUCGAUUGUGUUUAAACCAAUUUUGUUUAUGAGGUAUGGAGAUACUAAUAAAAAGACACCGAUAUAUAUAAUUAUUCAACUAUGCCACAUAGGAACAGAAAAGAAAGAACUAAUAGAAGAUGUCAUCGCAUUUACUGUUAUCAAUGUAAAAGAAAUUGACAAUUCUUUACGUAAGACAUUAAAUUGGUAUGACAUCGUGGAUAGUUCAGAAAAAAUUGGUAAAAUGUAUAUGGCUGCCGAAAUCACACAAAUCGUAUCUAAUGAAUUGACAGAAAUCGAUAACGAUAAGAGCGUUCCCUUAUUGAAACACGUGCUACCCAAUCUACGUGUUUAUCAAUUAGUUGUACUGUUUUGGGGUUUGCGCCAAUUAAACGUACAUUUGCACGAGCCAUUUGUCCGAUUGUUAUGCUCGACUUCAAGCAUUGAUUCUCAUAUAAUUAAAAAUGUUAAAUCCUUUUCAAAUUUCCCAAACUUGGUCGAUAAAAAAUGUGUACUCAGUUUAGAACUACCUGAAGAUCUAUAUCUUAUACCUCCCAUAAGUUUUCAACUUUUUACUAAGUAUAUUAUAAAAAAUUUUUACACUCCAGUCGGAAUAUGUGUUUCUCAGCCCCUGGAUGAAUUUAUGGUUCCCUCUAUAUCAAAAACUCAACAGAGCAAACGACCAGAUUAUUCAAUUUUAGAAAUGGAAGAAGACAACGACGUAGAGGAAAAAAAAUCAAAAAUUCAGAAAACAAUAAAAAAAAAAAAUUAUUUUAAAAUUUUAUUGCAAUGUUUUAAAACAAAAAUUUGACAGUAUUUUUCCGACGUGCUUAAAAAAC